Messenger RNA from Pichia kudriavzevii, 3741 nucleotides. RefSeq lists its product as uncharacterized. NCBI's taxonomy places the organism in Eukaryota, Fungi, Ascomycota, Pichiomycetes, Pichiales, Pichiaceae. Gene Ontology annotation, molecular function: protein binding; glycerophosphocholine phosphodiesterase activity. Gene Ontology annotation, biological process: glycerophospholipid catabolic process. The coding region runs from base 1 to 3741 and encodes 1246 amino acids. The record is from RefSeq and is a predicted model, not a curated record. The transcript has a single exon.
AUGAAGUUUGGACACACUCUAUUGACACAUCAAAUUCCAGAAUGGCAAGGCCAAUACAUGGAUUAUAAAUCACUCAAGAAAGUCGUCAAGGCCAUACAUUCCAGAGAGAUUGAAUUGAGAAACGAGGAUUCAAAUGUUGAUGUUUUCAAUGAUGGACAAGUCAAGACUAAUUUGGCUAAUUUUUUUUUCCAGCUUGAUAACAACGUUGAGAAAGUAGAUGAAUUUUACACCAAGAAAUAUCUUGACUAUGAAAAACGGCUGAAGAAAAUCAGUGGAGCUUUCCCAAAGAAUGUCGAUGAUAUUGGUGAUAACGAGGAGUAUGAUGAGCUAGUUGACAUUUUACUCGAACUAAGAAACUGUUUUAGGAAUCUUAAAUGGUACGCAGAGCUGAACAGGAGAGGAUUUGAGAAAAUCUUAAAGAAGCUCGACAAAAAGGCAGGUACAGAGAAGCAGCAAGAAUAUUUGAAGUCCAAAGUGUAUUCCUCAUCGUUUUGUGAUGACACUCAACUGGUGAAUUCUUUGACCAAAGUUAAUGAGUUUUUAAAUAUACUAGCAUCAAUAAAUGAACAACAUAGCGCCGCUAAUAAUAGUAAUAAUCACUAUAAAAGCAGCCAAAAUAUCAAUAAUGUAUCCAACUCGACAUCUUCAUCGAUUUCUAAUUUUGAUAUUACAGCCACUUUGAAUGAUUUGAAUGUAUCCGAUUUAAACAAAUUCCCAAUUCCCACAAGUGCCUCCCCAAUUAUGAAAGCCAAAUCUAAUAUAAAGAAGUCAAACUUAGAUCCUUACAUUGAAUUUAUUCUAAAAGAUGACGUUAAGUCUUUGGAACAGAAAUUGACCAAGGAAUAUAUGUCCCCUGUUUUGGCACCGAUUAAGUUAUUGCUGUCCAUGCUAAAUAAAUCCACCUUGGAGUUGUCACAUAAGUGUAUUGAUAUGUUACUUAGAAUCCUGCCAGUAUUAUCUGAUUCUGGUGAUGUCUCUGCGAGGAACUUCAUUCAUCAUCAUGUUAUUGCGCUUGGUAAAAAGAACUCAAAUCGCUUAAACUCUGAAUAUUACGACGUUGGUACUAACAAUAAAGCCGAUUAUAAUUCUUCGUUAUUUAAUACUUUUGGAUCGGAUGGUGUCAAUUCGAAUGAUUUCUCCCAAGGAUUAUUGUAUAUUUUUCAAACAUUACCAGAACAUUUAAAAUUUGCUAUUUUACAAAAGGAUAACUACAAGAGAACACCAUUACAUUAUGCUGCGCAAUAUGGUCUGAAAGAUGUUACAAACAUUAUUAUCAGAUUUCUAAAAGAAUGGAAUUUGUACAAUGAAUCAAUUCCUCUUGAUGAUGUCUCGCAUUGGGGGGAUUCUGAGAAUCUGACACCUUUGCAUUUGUCAAUUUUGGGUAAGCAUCCUAAGACAACUGAAACCUUGGUGAACUCAAUGUCCCCCGAUGUUUCAUUAUCAUGUCCAUAUUUACUUCACGUUGCAACAAGGAUGAAUACCAAAGGUUUGCUGAAGAGUAUUUUAGGAUGCAAAGGUAUUGAUAUAAAUUCAUUUGAAACCAAUGAAUCUAAAGAAACUGCAUUAUACAUUGCAUGUAAACAUGAUCUAAUGGAUAGUGUUAAAGCUUUGCUUGCAUAUGGUGCAGACACUGAAAUUGGAGAGGCGACAUUUGGUUGGACUCCUAUUUUUGUUGCGGCCGCAAAUGGGUUUAUUGACAUAAUCAACUUAUUGAUCGAGCACGGUGCAAAUAUCGAUAUUCAGGAUGAAAGUGGGUGGACACCUAGAGAACAUGCGGCAUUGAGAGGCCAUAUUGAGAUUAUUGAAAAACUAACUCCACCAAAUUAUAAUCCGUAUGAUUCUUUAUUGCCAGAAAAUAAGAUCACAUCACCUAAAUUAUCACCUCGACUAAUUGGUAAUAACUCAUCGAAUUCAAGCAUCCAUACUGUUCAGGCGAACCGGAUCAAGACUCCAGAACCUACUAACGAUAGAAUUGACCUAAAGAUCCUACAGCAUGGCAACAACUCUACUCAAAGUUUGGUUUCAAAUGGUAAUAGUAAUAAUAUCAACACCAAUAACAGUUCGGAUACUAUCGUUGGUAACACUUAUUUAAGAAAAGGUGAAUCCACCAUAUUAGUCACUAUUGGCACGACUGAUUCACGUGACAUUACGCCAGCACUGGAAUUGAACAAAAUUCCGUUAUCUAAGAUUCACUCUACAGAAUUGGAUAGUGCAUUAUCGAUUGUUAUUCAUACAUCUUGCAAAUCAAAUGAUUCAGUGUACUCUUUGCCAUUACCAUUAGAUGAUAAUCACGGCAGUUCGAUGGAUCCAAUUAUCUUCCAAUGUAAAGGCGAAGAUCCCUUAAACACCAUCAUCUAUUUUGACAUUGUUCCAACGUUUGAUAUUGAAGUUCAGAAUAAGGAUAAAGGGUUCCAUAAAAAGAGCGAUAAGAUUUUAGGGAGAGGUGUUGCUAUAUUGAAGAACAUCCAUACGCCUGUAGGAAAGGGAAAGAGGUCAUUGUUCAAUUCAGCAAAGAUACCAAUUUUGGAAUCUCAUAGUAUGGAAGUUUUAGGCAAUAUUAAAUUCGAGACGUUAAUUGUCAAAUCUUUUGAGGAUCAUUUUAAUAUUCCGGCAAAUGCUGAUAUCUACUGGAAAUCGUUGGUUCAUCCAAGAUUGAUUGGUCACAGGGGUAAUGGUAUGAACCAGCGUGAUAAGAAGUCUUUGCAAUUGGGUGAAAAUACGGUUGAAUCGUUCAUUGCAGCUGCAUCAUUGGGUGCACAAUAUGUUGAGUUUGAUGUACAACUUACGAAGGAUGAUAUCCCAGUCAUUUAUCAUGAUUUUAUUAUAGCUGAAUCGGGGAUUGAUAUACCGAUGAAUUCACUUACUCUAGAGCAGUUUAUGCAUUUGAAUUUAAGUAAGGACAAUAAAGGUAGAGAUGUCAGAGAAAGAAGAGUCAAGGAUGAUUCAUACAUACCACAAAGGUCCCGGUCGAGGUCAAUUUCAUACAAUAACGGAGGAAGUAAUAAUUCCAAUGGCGGUAGUAAUACCCAUAAUUAUAAAGAAGGUAACGAUGAAAAAUGGAAGGAUAAAUACGACAUUGAAGUUGAAAACAUGCAUGAACGCAUGAAAUUAACAAAGACAUGGAAGGAUAAAGAAUUUAAGGCCAAUAUUAGGGGAUCUUCUAUUGCCUCAUCUUUCACAACGUUGGAGGAAUUAUUCAUCAAGUUGCCACCGACUGUUGGGUUCAAUAUUGAAUUGAAGUACCCCAUGUUGGAUGAAAGUGAAACAUUUGAUAUCGGACAGGUGUCACCAGAACUUAACCAUUUCUGCGAUGUUAUACUAGAAAAAGUGUAUUCUAAGUAUAACGGAAGAAACGUUAUUUUUUCCUCCUUUCAUCCAGAUAUCUGUAUGAUAAUGACCAUGAAACAACCUUCAUUUCCCGUUUUGUUUCUCACCGAGAGUGGAGUUGAGAAAAUGGCGGAUAUUAGGGCCAGUUCAUUGCAGAAUGCCAUUAGGUUUGCAAAAACAUGGAAGUUGUUUGGUAUUGUGAGCCAUGCAGUACCAUUUAUACAUUGUCCAAGAUUGGCCAGUGUCGUCAAGGCCAGCGGCUUGGCAUGUUUUACAUAUGGAUCUGCCAAUAACGAUCCCAUAAAUGCCAAAUUAGAGAUAGCAGCCGGUGUGGAUGCAGUUAUUGUUGAUAGUGUCUUGGCGGUCCGUAAGGAAUUGACGAAAUUCGAUGAAGGUAAGCAAAAAAGGGGCUGA